AACUGAAAAAAUGAUAUGAUUGAAAAAUACAUAAUACAUAAAUACAUAAAUUUUUGUGAUAUAUUUUACAAUACUUUACAAAAGAUAAUAUUAUAAGAAAAAAAAGAGACCUAAAUACGAGAUUAUUCAAGGAAUGAACACAAGAUUUGUGAUCUUCACGACUUCUGUGACAAUCGAUGAUCAGAGAAGGGGAAAAAAGCAUCGUCCUUGCAUAUAGCUAGUAUCGGGUAUAUAAAAGCUGGCAAAGUGAAGGAACGCAGAUGUCAGUGGUUUCUAAAAUCCACCGAUAUCGUCGCGAGUGCUAAAGGGGAUGCCAUUUAAAGUGUUAUCGAGAGUGAUUGAUCUAUGGUGAUGAUGAUCACUUGGAAAAUUGUGCCUCAGUCGCUGAUUUUCUGGCUAAUGAUUCUUGGCACGUGGCAUUGCACCGGUGAAAAGUUAUCUCCCGAUCAAAAAGCACCUCUAUUUGCUCGAGGUUCUGGUGGACUGAUCUUGAAUACGCCCUUCGAGGACAAUAAAGCCAGGAAUCGUCCGAUCUCAAAUGUAAAUGCGCCGGUGGAUAACGUGCAAAAAGAGGAAACAGAAAUGCUGAAAUUAGUGAACGGUGAACUAGUGCGAACUGUAAAAGGAAACUUCUCUUACAAUAGCCCCGAAAAUCUUUUCAUUUCUGUUAAAUACGAGGCUGAUGAGAAUGGAAAUAGAGCCAGCUUUAAGUUUGGUACCGGCGCUGCAAAUAAUAAUCAUAAUAUUCCCUUUGAUUCUGGACAUAGACUGAGAGAUAAAAAUGGUUCUAAAUCUAAUUCGUACCUACCACCCACAACGAAAAACAAUGUUAAUAGAACGUAUCUACCACCACAAUAG
Molecule: messenger RNA, 858 nt
Organism: Apis laboriosa (Himalayan honeybee)
Lineage: Eukaryota; Metazoa; Arthropoda; Insecta; Hymenoptera; Apidae
Exons: 3
Coding region: 346-858 (170 amino acids)
Source: RefSeq, a predicted model, not a curated record